AUGGAAAAUGGAAGGCCUCCCGAUCCCGCAGACUGGGCUGUGACGGACGUCGUCAACUAUUUCCGAACGGCAGGAUUUGAGGAGCAAGCCAAUGCUUUUCAGGAACAGGAAAUUGAUGGAAAAUCCCUGCUCUUGAUGACGAGAAAUGACGUGUUGACAGGACUUCAGUUAAAAUUGGGGCCUGCUCUGAAAAUCUAUGAGUACCAUGUAAAACCUCUUCAGACCAAGCAUUUAAAGAACAACUCUUCAUAGUAAAAUGAAAUUGAGGUCUCAGUCCUCAAA
This is a messenger RNA of Cricetulus griseus (Chinese hamster), 282 nucleotides long. The record is from RefSeq and is a predicted model, not a curated record. NCBI's taxonomy places the organism in Eukaryota, Metazoa, Chordata, Mammalia, Rodentia, Cricetidae.